GUUGUCGGUUCGGUUUUGUGGACAAAGAAGAAGCUUCACGAUCAUCAGCAACAGAUAGGACUUUAGGUAUUCUCUUCUUAUCUUAUAUCUACUAAAUACAUAAAGGGAAAGUUGUGAAGAACGACAUGCGCUGUUUAGGCUUCGCUUUAAGUAUGAUCUCGGAUAGAACCUAUUAAAAUGCAAGGAUCCAUGUAGCUGAUCCCAUUUAGUUGAGAUUCGUCUAACUUGCCAGGCUGUGCCUAUUUCUUCUUUCCUCUUACUUUCUUACUUUCAUCUUUCACCUCACUUUUCAUAUUGCAUUUUUCAUCUUUCAUUUGUCAUGUUUCAUUGUUCAUAUGUUUAGAUCUAUGUAGUCGAUCUCAUUAAGUUGGGAUAACACUUAGUUUUUUGCUGUUGUUGUUGUUUGUACUAUAUACAUUAAGAGGAAGUGUUUCAUGUGGAGGAAGCAUGGUCGUGGAAUCAAUAGAAAUGCAUGAGAAAGUAUCAAUAGGGAUGUCAAUUUACAUUUCAUUCUGCAGGGUGGUCAUUUCGACCUCUAUGAGUCUGGGCACAAGGCCAUGUUCCCCCACAGAAACCAUUUCCGAUGAACUUAAAAAAAAUUCUUUCUUUUAAGGUAUGUUGCAGAUUCAAUUGAUAUCAUAAAACAACUUUCUAUUCACCAUUGCAGGAUGGAAAUGGAUUCAUGUUCAACUCUAGACAUGUUGAAUAAUCUGCCAGAAAGUAUACUAGAAAACAUCUUUUCACGUUUGCCGACGAGGGAUAUGGUGAGAACCAGUGUCCUAUCAACUAAGUGGAGACACAAAUGGAUUUCAGUUCCACAUCUCUUCUUCAAUGAUGAAUGUAUACCAGUUUCUAAUGGUUCAGUUGGUCAUGAUAAACUUGUGAAAAUUAUCAAUCAUGCUCUUCUACUUCAUAGAGAUCCAAUUCUAACAUUCAAAAUCUCUAGUUCAUGGUUGCAAACCUGCUCAGAGAUAGAUAGUUGGAUUCUUUACCUCUCAUUAAAUUCUUCAACUUUGACCGAAUUUAAACUUAAGAUUUCUAAAUCUGUGCGUCAUAGUGUUCUUCCAUGUUUAUUCUCAUUUAGAAAACUGAUUCAUCUGACCCUAGUUGGUUGUAUAAUUGUAACUCCUAUGAGGAUUGAAGGCUUUAGUUGUCUCACAAGUCUGGUUUUUCAGAAAGUUACACUCUCUAGUGCAACAUUGAAAUGUUUGGUUUCUGCCUGUCGUCAGCUAGAAAGGUUGACAUUGAUUGAUAUGGAUGGUCCUACUUAUAUUGAACUUAGCAAUCCAAAACUCAAGUACUUGCAAAUCUCUGGAAGAUUUAUUGGUAUGUGCCUUAAAGAUUUAAGACAUUUAGUUUAUGCAAGCUUUAGUGUGACAACUGCGGCUCUUCUUGGCCAACGGAGAAACUGCAAUUUUAGCAACAUUCUUGGCUCUCUAGUCAGUAUUGAAAAGCUUGUCAUGGGAGGCUGGUUUAUGCAGUACUUGGUUGUUGGUGAUGUGGGGACUAGGCUUCCAUCUACUUAUGAUCAUUUGAAGAGCCUUUCCUUCCCAUUAAACGUGGAGGAUAUGAAAGAGAUUUUAGUUGCUAUAUGUUUACUUAAUAGCUCCCCUAAUUUGCAAGAGCUUGAAAUCUUGUUUUGGCAUAAAAGGGGCAAUGGGAUUGUUACCAUCAUGGAUGUGCUAGAAGCAGAGGAUCAAUUGGAGUGUACAUUCAACAAACUCCGGAUUGUUAAUAUUUCUACACUCUUUGGCAUGGAAAUUGAAUUGGUACUCGUUAAAUUUAUCCUUGCCAAUUCUCCAGUACUUGAGACAAUGAAUAUCAGUUCUGCAAAAAACGGCAUUGAAGUAGUGACUUUUUUGAAAGUGUUGCUUCAAUUCAAAAGAGCUUCACCACAAGCAAAAAUUGUGUACUUGGAUCCUGAAACCUGAUAAAAGUGAUCCAAGUUGAUGAUCACUUGAGUGUGUGUAUGUGUGUGUGUCGUCAAAUAUAUAUGUGGAUGAAAAUUCAUGUUGCCAAUCAAAACUAGUAACCAUGGCUUGAUUUUUCGUUGUA
Macadamia integrifolia is the source of this 2055-nucleotide messenger RNA. Its product is annotated as F-box/FBD/LRR-repeat protein At1g13570-like. The record is from RefSeq and is a predicted model, not a curated record. NCBI's taxonomy places the organism in Eukaryota, Viridiplantae, Streptophyta, Magnoliopsida, Proteales, Proteaceae. The transcript has 3 exons. Gene Ontology annotation, molecular function: protein binding. The coding region runs from base 669 to 1931 and encodes 420 amino acids.